AUGCGUUCAGUUUCCCUCCUUGCUGGCGCUAUCCUCUGCUUUUCUACUCAGGCCGUCGCUGGUUUCUCAUUUGAGGAUGUACCCAAUGGAACGAUAGGGGCAACUACACUCUUUGCACGUGCGAAUUCUUGCCCUUCUGGACAGUACUACGACAACGGCUGCAAGCAAUGUCCAGCAGGUUCUUAUUGUACUGGAGAAGGAGGAGCAAGGCAAUGCGAUAAAGGUCAAUACUCUCGAGCUGGUGCAUCCGCAUGUACUGCAUGCCCAUCUGGGACAUACACAGACCAAAAGGGCAGCGUUCAAUGUACGACUGCCCAAUGUGGGUGGUAUGCCACUGGGUCCAACGAAAGCAACGAUCGAGGGUCGGAUGGACAAAAACAAUGUGGGAGAGGGUUUUAUAGCUCACCAGGCAGCACAACUUGUAAAAAAUGCCGGGUCCUAUUGCAAUUCCGCAACGACAUGCGAGCCCGCUUUGUGCCAACCUGGGAGGUAAAUCAUAAUUUGAUUGACGUUGGAUCGAAUUCUAAUCGGAUCAUCCGAUUCUCGGCCAAUGAAGGUGCCAGCGACUGCACAGAGUGUGCUGCAGGGACAUACAUUAACCGGUAUGGAUCGACAUCUUGUUGCAAAUGCUGCGCCGGGAGCUUCCAAAGUUCUACCGGGCAGACCCACUGCCAGGCCUGCCCAGAACAAACACGACCUAACGGACAAGGAAAGGUCUUGGUCACAUCCGAACCAGGAUCCAAGAGUAGUCAACAGUGUCAUGCGUAUGGACUUGGUGACCCAGCACCUAUCCCGGGCGCAUGUGUCGACAGCUCUGUGACCGAAAACCAGGCUGUUUGUCCCGCAACCACUGGCCCGGUUCCAACUGGGUUACGCAAGCGUACUGUCCCUCGAGGAUGUUCAAACCGGAGACACACCAUGUGCGAGGUCAAGUCUGGACGCGGUGGUUGGGAAUGCCUUGACACUGAGACUACACUUGAUGCUUGCGGGUCCUGCGACAAUGACUGCUCGGCCAUUCCUUAUGUCGGAGACGUGAAGGUUGGGCCAUCGGACACCAGCCAGGAUAUUAUCCAAACACUGCUUGCCACCCAAGGUGUCAAGGCGGAAAUACUGGGAGAUUUAGAGAGCAUUGUCGGCGAUGGGGCAGAUUGGGAAUGGUCACUUCAGUAUGUCCGGAAGGAGCCUCGGGGAAGGGUAUGGCAAGACGAUGAACUGGAUGCACUAGACGAUGGCAUUUUGAGCAAUGAUUUUCCCGCAGAACGGCUCCUUCCAAACCGAUCCGAAUCGAAACCUGAUUCUCAGAGACAUUUUUCGGCAUUUCCAUUAACAUCACAUCUACAUUCACCUACAGUCCGCUUAAUAUCACAGCACCCUUACCUCAGCUUUCAUGUUGCCUUUGAGCGAGUUCCAGAAAUAACGGAUGGCUUUGUUAUGCAAUGGUUCAUUGCGUAUUCUUCGACCGUAGAGGACGUCAUCAACGAUAUUGCGGACAACCUUGGUCUUACAGUCUAUCUAGCCGGAACGGGCGGCGGGAAGGUAGAUUAUGUUAUUGAAACAUUUACGCCGGACGGUGGGAAAGAGUCGGUAGAGCGAUUGGAACCUUCUGCAAGUGUCACAGCAGUAUUACGGAGACUAGCGCCUGGAAGAAGGAUACGUUUGGUGGUACCCGAGGAAUGGUAUCGUCGCCCCAAGUCGAAAUCUUUCUCCUCUCACCUUUCACUCACUGAAGACACCCUCAAGACUGCCGCCUCCGUCGAUGAAUCGAAUCCUUCGGAUCAGCAGGAAGAACUUGAUGAAAUCGGAGAUGGGACAGCCAAGCAGAGCUCUCGACAGUCACCUUCGGUCCCAUCCAGUCCUGUUAUUCCUAGACCUCGACCAUUCUCAGGUGUCUCAAACUCGUCCGAACCCGAUUCUCCUUCUCGACAAUCAACGAUUUCGUCUCAUCGCUUGUCUUCUAUCUUCGACAGUUGGCUCAGUAUAUCACCCAAUGGUGCGAUCACCUUGCCCUCACAGCCAAAUGCAGCGCCAGAGAGAAUCAGUGUUAGUUCACCACUGCCUAUUGAUCCUGGAAGUAUGCGAGAUGGAAAAAAGGAAUAUCAAAAUGUGGUGGAAUCGGAAGAGCAAAAGACGGAGUUUGAAGAAUUUAUGGAUGAAUUUGGUAUCAAAGCAGAGCAAAGACCGAAGAUGAGAGAUAUGCCAUGGGAUCGAAAGAGAUAUUUGAUCGAGCAAAGCAAGAGCCGCGCAUCGGCGGCACCAGCUUUAUAUAAUAACAGCAAUGCAUCAUCCGCCACCGUUGGUCCGGCAGGCGCAGGCUCAUUGGUACCCAAGCUACUUCCCCAGUUGACUGGGGGUGCACUUGGAAGAUUCACCGUCGCACGAUUCGGAAGCUGGAAUGCCGCCACGGCACCCCAUGGCGCAAACACAUCAUUUUCAUCUGGUGAAAUGUCGCCAAAGUCUCCCAAGGGCUCUAUCAAGCGACAGAUGUCAUUUGGGUCCAGGCGUACCAGUCUCGAGCCAACAGCAGAAGAGAUAUCUGGACUUGCUUCACCCCCAAGGUCGCCUCCCCUCUCACCCAAAGCAAGUCUCUGGGCUUCCUGGUGGGGUACUCCCGGACAGCCGGUGACGGCAGAAGGGGAGCGUUCAAGCGAUAAAGGGAAGAGUGCUGUUGCAGAAUUGACUCGUCUGGGUCAAACCGCCGGCGCACCCCAUUCCCGAGUGAACCAAUCUACCGUCGGGCCAUACAUAGCUGGAAUAACCGGGAACAAGACCAAUAGCACGACGUUAGUCAAGCACUUGGUCAGCCUGAGGGUACAUGCUGCAACAGCCAAGUUGGAUUGGAUAAAGGAGUUUGUUGGACCAGGCCAAGGCAUGGAAGCCCUCUCCGCCUUAAUUGUUGCGUUAGUAAAGAACAGGGAAAAGAGGAGGAAUCUAAUACAAUCGGAGUCCAUGUCGCUUUUGGAGUGUAUCAAGUGUCUCCGAGUCCUCGUCAAUACGGACCCUGGCCUGUCAAAGAUACUUACGAUGCCUAACCUCAUAUUCCAAAUAGUGACCUGCCUCGAUACAGGAAACGCGAAGAUUCGUUCAAAUGUCGCUGAUUUAUUGGCGGGAAUAUCCGUAGUCUCGGAAGACCAAGGACACCGAAUGGUACUUGACGCGCUUUCAGACUUUGCAUCAGUCAAUCGCGAGGAGUUCAGAUUUGAACAACUGAUUGAAACCAUUCGAGUUCCUAAUAUAACGCCAGACGAUGUGGAUGAAACAUUUUGGUCCGAAAGGAUGCCCGCGUUGGUGCUUCUUAUCGCUAUAACUGCUUCAUGCCCGGAUCUUGAGCAACGAAUAGCAUUAAGGGACGAACUCAGUAGGCGAGGUUUCAACGAAAUCAUUGUUACUCUGAGGUAUCUCAAUCCGCCCGCAACCAUUACAGAGCGGCUAGACGGCUACUGUGAAGACAAGCUUGACGAUGAGGAAGAUCUACGAGCGCGGAUUAGAAAGCAGUUUGAUCAAACAGAAAAAGAGCACGAAUAUUGGAGCAAUUCUGAAUCCGCAUUGAUAUUCGAGAGGAUUCUGGCUCUCGCUGACGAUUACGAUGGCGUUCCGGACACUAUCCUCGAGAUCCUUCGCUCUCACUUACGAAUUCUCGAACAGCCAACCACACUGGGGGUCAAGUCACGAAUCUUUAUUGUUCUACACCGGUUUGUUUCUCAGUUGACCACAUUGGAAGACGUUGAGCAUGAAUGGGUCCCACUGCUCAGAAGAUUUGUCGACUCAGUCAAAGAUAUCACUGGAGUUUGUCCAGAGGUCUUAGACGAUAUUACUGCGCUUUCCAAUGCUAAGCUUGAUGAGCUCCGUGAACAGCUGGAAAAAUUGGAGCAAGGCCAUUUGGACAAGAUACAAACUCUUGAAGUGGAGAUCAGUACACUAAAGUCGAUGCAAGAAAGUCCGAUAUUGAAAGGGUCGGGCCAGGAGAAUAUGCAUGGUAUUGUCCAAAGGCUUGUACAAAAGGAAAAAAUGGCGGUCCGUCUUCAGGCAGAGUUGGAUCGAUUGCGUAACGAGAACACGAAACUUGUUGAGGCUUCAGAAGAGCAGGAUAGAAUCAGGCGUGAAAGAGACCGGGCCAAAUGGAGCGCCAUGACCGAAGAAAUGUCAAACAGCAGAGCCAAAAUGGCGGAGAUGGAAACACUAUUACGCGAUAAAGAAAAACUUGUGCUUUAUCUCAAGCGUUCAAUGGAGGCACUUUCCUCGAGAUUCGAGUCCGGCAGCGGCACAAAUCAAGUGGCUGCGGAGAGACCAGACGGUGAUUUUGAUGCAGAGAGUAUCACCAAACAUGCAAUGGACGAGCUUUCCGCCAGGGAACAGCAAAUAUCUGGACUACGUCAAGAGUUAAACGAGCUCAGAAACAAACUCGAGGAAGCUCAGUCGAGUCUCAAACAGCAAACAGCCGAGCGUGAAUUCAAAGCUCGCGUUCCACCUCCGCCUCCGCCCCCACGGCGUCAAUCCCAGCCAUUUAAUGAUUCAGGUGCAGAAAACGAAUCUUCCAAGACCUCACCUCCACCUCCGCCUCCACCGCCACCAUUGCCGCCAUUCGGGCCAGCUGAGUUACCAAUAGCAUCGCCUCCGCCUCCGCCUCCACCCCCUCCCCCAACUGUAGUUUCUCCGGCCCCACCCCCGCCUCCACCCCCGCCUCCACCUCCACCCCCUAGCUCGACCCCUGUGUCUUCACCGAUCGUUAGCAGCGCUCCGCCACCGCCGCCGCCACCACCAGCACCACCAGCACCACCAGCACCACUGUUAACACUACCACACCUUGCAACCCAAGUCUCGCCCCCUCCGGCCCCACCACCACCACCACCGCCCUCACUAUCACCUCCAGGUAAUGGCAUACCACCUUCAGCAUGGAAGAUCUCGAAACGUAUGAGUGGUUCCGCAGCCCCUCCAGGCAAGAAGCUAAAGCCUUUCUUCUGGGACAAAGUUUCUUCUACAGGCAGCGUACAAACUGUAUGGGGCCAACUUGGUAUGAUGGGAGGGCAAGUCGACCUUAAUGACUUAGAGGAGGUGUUCUCUUUGGACCAAGCGCCGCCCAAACCUGUCAGUACUUCGAACUUAACAAAGGGCAAGGCACAGCAAGUCACAACAAUGCUAGACAUCACACGAGCCAAUAACGUUGCCAUUAUGCUCAAGACGCUCAAACUAUCUCCUACCGCUAUUCGUGAAGCUAUAUUAACUGUGGAUGAUGAACGGCUGUCGGCUGAGGAUCUAGUCAUGAUAUCAAAACAGCUUCCUACAACCGAAGAGGCGAAUCGGAUACAAGAUUUUGGUGAUGUGGGCAAACUCGCAGAGGCUGACCGGUACUUUAGCGAGAUUUUAAGAAUACCGAGACUUCAGGAGCGUUUAUCGUGUAUGAUCUACCGCCGGCGCCUCGAGUUGGAUAUAAUUGAGGCCCAGCCGGAUUUAUCAAUACUCCAUGAUGCGGCGGUUGAACUUUGCACCUCAGACAAACUGCGCCGAUUACUUCAGGUUGUCCUGGCUGUGGGUAAUGCGUUAAAUAAAGCGACGUUCCGAGGUGGUGCAUCCGGAUUCAAGUUGAAAUCGUUGAUGAAGUUAAAAGAAACCAAGACCGCAAAAGCAGACUCUGAAUGCCCAACUCUACUUCAUUAUAUUGCCAGGGUUUUACUACGCUCCGAACCUUCGACAAUUCUCUUUGUCGAACAAGCUCCUCACUUGGAAUCUGCCGCCAGAAUCUCAAUUCAAACUGUCAUGUCAGGUGUGAAUAGCAUUGAAGCUGGGCUCAAGAAGACUACCUCGGAAGUCAUUUCCUGCAGAAAAGCUUCAAAUUCCCCAUCAGAUAAGUUUGGCUUGAUUAUGCAGCCCUUCAUCAGAAGCUCAGCUGAGAGCGUCUAUUCGUUGAAAUCCCUUGCCGAAUCGACCCAAGUAAAACUCGUUGAAAUGGUCUCUUAUUUCGGGGAAACAACCGAGGGGCCUGAACCUACGAGGCCCGAGGAUGUGUUCGAAAUGGUUCUCGCUUUCUCUUCGUCCCUACAGAGGGCCGCAUUGGAUGUCAAUGCAACUAUGGCACAGGCACCUCCGUCAGUUGUAGUUGCAAAGCCCACACCCAAGCAAGAAAUACAAGAGCUUUUAUCCCCAUCCGAUGCUGCUGCCGAGGGCAGUAUUAGCACCGUUCACCUUUCCGCUGGUCGUGGUGACCUAGAUCAAGCUAUCCGAAGCUUGCGCAAUGGUAGGCGCCGGGCGCGCCAGGACAGGCCAUUAAGCAAGAUAUUCCUCGACGGAGGAAGUAACCGCCGGAGUCGCUUGUUUGAAUCAUAG
Rhizoctonia solani is the source of this 6318-nucleotide messenger RNA. Its product is annotated as RhoA GTPase effector DIA/diaphanous protein. Gene Ontology annotation, biological process: actin cytoskeleton organization. Bases 1 to 6318 code for a protein of 2105 amino acids. Gene Ontology annotation, molecular function: small GTPase binding; actin binding. NCBI's taxonomy places the organism in Eukaryota, Fungi, Basidiomycota, Agaricomycetes, Cantharellales, Ceratobasidiaceae. The transcript is spliced from 32 exons. The record is from RefSeq and is a predicted model, not a curated record.